Caenorhabditis angaria is the source of this 1060-nucleotide messenger RNA. The record is from the annotation of a GenBank genome assembly. Lineage: Eukaryota; Metazoa; Nematoda; Chromadorea; Rhabditida; Rhabditidae.
AUGAUUGACAUAUCAAUCCUAAUUUUUGCCAUAAUUUCUUCAUUGAUGUUUUGUGGGGGGAAAAAGAAGAAGGCAAGUGGAGGGAAUCCAUCGAUAAAAUCAACGAAAGAUGCGACAACUUCGAAAAAAACUGAUAAAGAAGCAGCGAAUACGAAAAAAGAGGAAGAAAAGAAAAAGAGUGAGAAGAAAGAAAAAAGCAAAAAGGAAGAAGUGGAAAAGAAAAAGGAAGAAGAACAGAAAAAGAGUGAGAAAAAGAAGGAGGAAGAAAAGAAAGAAAAAGAAAAGAGUAAGAAAGAGGAAGUGGAAAAAAAGAAGGAGGAAGAGAAGAAAAAAGACGAGGAUAAAAAAGAGAGUGACAAAAAGAAGGAGGAGGAAAAGAAAGAGGAAGAUGAAAAGAAAAAAGAAGAAAGUAAGAAAGAGAGUAAGAAAGAGAAAAAGGAAAAGAAGGAAGAAAAAGAAGAAGAAAAGAAGGAGGAAGAGAAAAAAGAGGAUGAUAAAAAAGAAGAUGAAAAGAAGGAGGAGGAAAAGAAAGAGGACAAGAAAGAAGAAGAGAAAAAAGAAGAGAAGAAAGAAGAGGAGAAAAAGGAAGAAGAAAAAAAGGAUGAGAAAAAGGAACUUGCACCGCAUGUUAGUAUUGAGGGUGGAAAUACUCUGGAAUUUGUUGCGUCAGCGAAUGAGCAGAAGAAAAUUGUGUUAAAGAAUCGACAUGAUAAGACGAUUAUGUAUAAGAUCAAGAUUUCGAAUAAUAAUGUUUACACGUAGGUUUUUUCAUUGGGUCUCGAAACUAUGAGUUGUGUAUUUCUCUCGGACUACAAUUGUCCAACGUUUCAAAAAGGUUUAUUCCGAAUUCAAAUUUUCCAGAGUCAACCCAGUCUUCGGAACAAUUGAACCUGGAAAGAAUGGCGAAAUUGUUGUCACUCAUAAAACUGCCCCAGCCAAAGAAGACAAAUUGGUCAUUCAAAAUUCGGUUUUCACUGGAAACGAACAAGAUUUGGCGAAAACUUUCAAAGCUAUCAAAUUGACUGGCGGACAAUUGACUGUCAAAAUUAUUGCGAAAUAA